AUGAUUGAUAUGAAAUCAUAUCCACGAUCAAAAUUAAGUAUGUUAGUAUUUGGAAGUUAUAUGAUUAUUGUUGGUGGAAUUGGUUUUGAAUUUUUUCCUCAUACAGUUUUAUCUCUUGUUGGCAUGACAACUACUGAUAAUACUUUUGUAAGAAUGUUUGGUUUACUUGCUGGUCUUUUAGGAAUCAAUUAUUUAGUUAUGGUGCAACAAUCAGCUAUUAUUUUUUUUAAACUUUCGAUUGUUUUGCGAUAUUUAGCUGCAUUAUUUAUGAUAUAUUUAGUUGUCAGUGGAAUAUCAAGUUAUAAUUUGUUAUUAUUUGCAUUGGGUGAUAUAUUAGCAGCAACUUGGACACUCAUCGCACUUCAACGUGAUAAUCGUUCAAAUAAUAGUAAAAGUGAAUAA
Molecule: messenger RNA, 402 nt
Organism: Adineta steineri
Lineage: Eukaryota; Metazoa; Rotifera; Eurotatoria; Adinetida; Adinetidae
Source: the annotation of a GenBank genome assembly